AUGGCCCCCUCCGCAACAGAGACGGUCACGGCGGAGCCCCUGACCCAGCGCUUCCGGCUCAACGCCUCGGCGACGGGUCCCUACAAGGAGCUGUCCCCGGUCAGCUACCAGGAGACGGAGACCAAGGGCGGCGACGGCUUCGAGGCGGCCAAGUACCCCCACUACCUGCCGACGUGGAACCCCGAGCAAAAGUACCCGCCUCUGGAGCCCUUCGAGCACAAGGAGCACGGCAAGGAUGCCGACCCCAGCUUCUCGAACCUGCUGCCGACGGGCACCCAAGCCUACAGGCGGCUGAGCCCGCUGUUCAGGGAGAGGCUGCACGGGCUCAAGGCCGUGCACUCUGGGUUCGAGCAGGUCGAGGCCUCCGUCCGCAAGGGCAGCAUCAAGAGGAGGGAGCCCGUCGCCAACGAGCACCCCAUCGUCAGGACGCACCCUGCGACCGGCGAGAAGGCCAUCUACGUCAACCCGCAGUUCACCCGCGAUAUCGUCGGCCUCAAGAAGGAGGAGUCUGAUGCGCUGCUCAAGUUCCUCUACGAGCACAUUGCGUGGAGCGCCGACAUCCAGGCCCGCGUCAAGUGGGAGGCCGGCACUGUCGUCGUGUGGGAUAACCGUGUGACCCAGCACUCUGCUCUCGUGGACUGGAAGGACGGCGACCGCAGGCAUCUGGCGCGCAUCACGCCCCAGGCCGAGCGACCGUAUGAGACGCCCUACGAGACGUGA
Molecule: messenger RNA, 720 nt
Organism: Verticillium dahliae VdLs.17
Lineage: Eukaryota; Fungi; Ascomycota; Sordariomycetes; Glomerellales; Plectosphaerellaceae
Product: alpha-ketoglutarate-dependent sulfonate dioxygenase
Exons: 4
Coding region: 1-720 (239 amino acids)
Cellular component (GO): cytoplasm
Molecular function (GO): 2-oxoglutarate-dependent dioxygenase activity
Source: RefSeq, a predicted model, not a curated record